CGCCGGACAGUGCUGAAAACCUCGCCAUUGGGGGAAGGAGGUCGUGCAGUGUUGAGCCGCGUUAUUUACCUUUAUUUGACCUCUAUCUCGCCCGUGUCCGAGGAUCUUACAGUGCAGGCGUGCCGUGUGAUGUGCUAUGUGCCAGACCUACGCUGAGGCAUCACAGUACAGCGUGAGAGGAUUGCGAAGAUAGGAGCAAUCCACAAGAUGAGUUCGGGCGUGGAGGAAGCGGACGCCACCACCACCCCUGAGGCCACCACACUCGCCUCCACCCUAGGCGAUGGGGCGGCCACCACGCUGCCCUCCAUCACCUCCACCGUCUACAUCAGCCCCACAGACAUCCCCAUCGAGAACCUCCCCUUCGUACAGACCACAGCGGCUCAGGCCAUCGCUGGGGCCUUCGUUUGGGCGGCCCUUCUGAUCACAUGUCACCAGAUCUACCAGCACCUGCGUUACUACAGCAAUCCGGCGGAGCAGCGAUGGAUAGUUCGGAUUCUGCUCUUCGUGCCCAUCUACGCCUUUGACUCCUGGCUCUCCCUCCUCUUCUACAACAUGGACAACUACAUCUACUUCAACACCAUUAGGGACUGCUAUGAAGCGUUUGUGAUCUACAACUUCCUGAGUCUGUGUUACGAGUACCUGGGUGGCGAGGGCAACAUCAUGAGCGAGAUCAGAGGCAAGCCAAUCAGGUCUUCAUGUAUGUACGGCACCUGCUGUCUGGUGGGCAAGACGUACACCAUAGGCUUCCUCAGGUUUUGCAAGCAGGCGACGCUCCAAUUCUGCUUCGUCAAGCCGGCCAUGGCCUUCAUCACCAUCAUCCUCCAGUUCCUCGGGAAGUACCGGGAUGGCGACUGGAGUCCUGACGGCGGGUACCUCUACAUCACCAUCAUCUACAAUAUCUCCGUGUCGUUGGCCCUCUACAGCCUCUUCCUCUUCUACUUCGCCACCCGGGACCUCCUGCAGCCCUAUGACCCGGUGCUUAAGUUCUUCACCAUCAAGUCGGUGAUCUUCCUCUCCUUCUGGCAGGGCGUGCUGCUGGCCAUCCUUGAGAAAGCGAACGUCAUAAAAGCAGAUCCGCACCUCAACACCGGCACCGUCUCGGCCGGCUACCAGAACUUCAUCAUCUGCAUUGAGAUGUUCUUCGCCUCGGUGGCCCUGCGCUACGCCUUCCCCUACCAGAUCUACGGGGACUUCACCGUCUCCGGGCCCGGCCGCAGCGUCACCAUGCAGAGUAUCUCGUCCUCCCUCAAGGAAACAAUGAACCCCAAGGACAUCAUGACAGACGCCAUCCACAACUUCCACCCCCAGUACCAGCAGUACACCCAGUACAGUGCAGGGGGGGGAGGCCGCCCCACACAGGUGCUGACGCAGAGCCAUGACAUGGAAGAGCUGCGGCCUGACCUCCUGCCCGUCUCCACCGCCGCCUCCACCUCAUGCGCCUCCGACUCCACCACCCUCGCCACCACCCACGCCGCCAAGGGCCGGGGCGCUGGUGGCGGCGGUGGUGGGGCGGGGACGGCCACGGUGGGGUCGGGCCUCAGUGUCAUCUCCAGUGCCGUUCCCUCCGCAGCACAGACGCAGCAGAUUACCCGGCUGCCCCCGCCGCCCUCCAAAGGCGGCACCACUAGAGGCUCCGGACACACGGCAGUGAGCACAUACGACGCAGACGAGGCACCGCGUUCAAACAGCAGCAACGGCAUCAACGGCAUGAGUGGCGGGCACGGGAACAGCGGCGGAGGGACGGCGGGCGGCGGACGGGGGCCACAGAAUGGGGGGCGGAACGGCAACGGACGAGCCGCCUACAAUGAGAAGACAAUGUUGCUGAGCUCCGACGACGAGUUCCAGUGAGGGGGCGAGGGCUGAACGUCAACUAAACCUCUAGAAGUUGCAGCUUAAACCAGCGGCCUCCUCCUCCUCCUCAUUCCAAAAGGGAGGGCGGGAGACCGGACACCCAACACCGACUCCUUAGGUUAUAUUCACUUGUCCUCCUGCAGAACCGGGGAAUUACUGUCUUUCGUUAGUGAGGGAAACUAUUUUACUUAAGCAGGAGUGUGGGCGGGUGGGCGGGAUGGUGUUUGGGUGGACACGUCACAUUGGUGCUUUAAGCUGCCGAGGAAAUGGUUUUAACAAUUGAGGGAUUUUUUGUUAUGCCUUUUGUCCCCCUUCGCUGUUCGGUUCCUCCCCUCCUCCUCCUCCCUUCCGUUGUUUUCUGUUUCCACGUCACAAAUGCAGCAUACAUGACUUGAGUUUCUUGUUAGUUUAUUUAUUUGAUGUCUGAGUAUGGUACUUUUAAUUCUCUUGGCCACUGAGAGUCACGGCAUAGAGGUGCUGAGGAGGUUUGACUGUCUGAGUGAAUGUGUGUCCAGUGAUGGUGUGUGUUGGUGGGUGUGUCUCCGGACCUUCCAAAUGAGUGCUGUUUUGCCUCAGGUCAGGAUCAAAUCAAGAACCAGUUUCCUUGUUUCAUUUAAGUUUAAGAAGGAAUUAAAACGCAGACAUUCCUAUCGUGUUUGUCUUGGUGCGGGCGGGUCAUCAUCGCAUAGUAGAGUGGUAUCGGAAGAAUCUGUCGGUAAAUGUGUGCUAAAACCUCAAAAUAAGUUAACCCGGUAGCUGCGGGGAUCAAGUUUCUUAAAGGCCCCUCUAAACGAGAAAAAUAAGAAAAAAUCAUCACUCACGCAAACGAUUUCAUAAUAUAUAUCAACGCAUUUGUGAUCAGUUUAUGCAUCAUCUAUUUUGGGAGGUUGAUAUCAUGGCAAAAAUUUACCCCGUCGCUGGUACACGGUAAAGCCUCAAAUUUGGCCCGUCGCUGCUACCGGGUUAUGGUGAUACUAAUGAUAAAGUGAUUGAAAGUGCACCAAAGCAUAACAGUAUCACCAGUAAGGAAUCCAUUCUCUCUUGUUCUUGUAUUAAAAUCCCUGAAGGUAACGGUGCUGCAGAUGAAUACAAAAGAACUACAUUGACAGGUGCAAUUUCUACAAGACAAAAAAAUAAAGCAUAGUCAUGGAUGUGUAUUCUUGUGGGUCUUAUUCAUAGGUCAUUGUUUUUCUUCAUGUGGGUAUAAAGUCUGUCUUCAUCCUGUCGUUUAAUCGUACCAACCUCAACUAAAUCAAACUCCUGCAGGUGAUCAGCUCUUGCGAUGUGUGUGAUAAUGUAGAGCAAGAAGGGACUGUUACGUCAUCCCUUCUGGUACCAAGUGGAUCGUUGCUCUCUGAAUGGCUGAUAUACAGGGUGUGUCUUGAAUCUUCCCCAAACACUGGCAGUCACCAUCCCUACGUUUACACUUCAGAUGGAUGUGGCAGCUUAGUAUCCGUUUGAAAGGUUAAUAUUAGGGAAGAAUGUACUUUGUUUUCGUUCCCCCCCCCAGUGCAUUGUCGAAGGGAUGAGUGUGAGGUGUAUGUCUUUCUGUUACGUGGCUGCCAAAAUGUAACUGUUUACCGGUGGUGUGUGGAAUACUGUGUUGCAGGAAUAGGGUGUGAAGAGGGAUUGUUCUUUUUUUCAUAUGUGUGUGUGCGUGUGUGAGUGUGAGGCAAGUGGCUGAAAUAUAUCUCCAAAAAACUAUAAUCUUUCCUCUCAGAUGGACACAUAACCAGUACACACACACACACACACACACACACACACACACACACACACACACCAUAGUAAGCGCUGUGUAUAGUGUACCAGUGACUGUUAGAUCCAAACAUUAUUUUUAUAUAGACAGAGUACUACUUCCCUGGAGGUCAUAAAAAAAUGCUUCAAGAAACUAAACCCCAAACACGACAAGCAUUGAGUCACACGUCCGUAUUCUUAAACAUGUCGGCGCUUCACUUCACGUGUUUGAAAAGCCUCGCGUAGAAGUUGCUGGGAUUUCCACGGGCGGUUUUGUGUUCUUCGGGAUAGUUUUACCAGACUUUUUUUCCCCAGCAAAGGAGACAGUUCAAGGGCAAAAUAAAAAAAAAGGAAACAAUAACGAAGAAAAAAAAAGCCUGCUACUCACUGCUCCUGAAUAAAAAAAAAGAGUUCAGAGGAGUGGCCGGAAGAUAGGUCAAUUUCGGGAGGAGAGGUGUCCCGAUAGCCUCCUCCUGAAAGAAACAUGCAAGAAACGCGGAGAGGAGGAAAGGAGCAAGCUAAAAGGCGAGAGAGAACGAACUGACAGACAGGAGACAUCGUGCUAAAAGAAGAAACAAGCUAAGAGGCGAGAAGGAAUGUGUAGAAGACAGAACACAGAGGAAGGUGAGAAGAAACGAGGUAAUAGGGAGGAAAGAUCAUGCUGAGCUCAAGUCAUAAAACACCAUGAACAGGAAAAACACCCAUGGAAAUCCAGCUAAUCUUCUCCGUGGCCUCGGGAAAUGGUCGUAUUGGAAGCGCGAUAUGUUUACGAAUAUGUGUUUUGGCUUUAAGGACCCACCUGAGCAGCCAGUAGAUUGAUUGAUGGCAGGUACUUGUAAUUUAUGACGUGUGAGUUUGGGCACAUGCACAAGUGUGUGGGUAUGCAUGUGUAUAAUAUCCAGCAAAUCACUGCUCUGCUUAGGGUAUCAGCUAUAAAUGCUUGAAACUUCCCACUGUGAUUUUCUUGAUUUACUCUUUAUAUGAUUUUUUGUAAGGGUAAAAGGGUUAUAACACUGGGCAAAUUUUCCGUGGUCUUCAGUCAAACCACGAUUUCCGCUGGCGUGGUUCCCAUAUUUCCGUGGUUUUCUGACAUGUCCGCAAUCUUCCGAAGCUACGGUAGAUCUCACCGAAGGACGACGGUAUUACUCACCAUCAACAGCGGCAAUAACAAGAAACAAAUGAGAACCACGCUAGCGGAAAUCAUGGUUUGACUGAAGAUCCACGGAAAAUUUGCCCAGUGUAAUAGCCCCUCGAUUCUGUGUGUGAUUAGGGGCAUCAGAUGUGUUUUUGUACUCGUUUCUUCAGUUUACCUUUCCUUCUCGCCAUUUUUUAUUUUAAGCUUAGGACUGUGGAGCUCAGAGCCAUAGUAUGAUUUCCAGAAACACUGUAGAUUCAGGAACUCCUACAGACAGGAAGAAGCUGUACCAUACAUGUAUCCUAGAAGUCGAAGCUGAAGUUUGAGUGUUACAUGUACAUAAGUAACCAGACAGUCCUCCCACCUGGCUAAGAAGAGUCCGCUCACUUGCCAUAACCUGUUGUUCCUGUCUUGAGUGUUUGUGUGGGGCUGAGUGUCCCGAGUGUGUCAUGUGUCCAGCCACUGUGACCUGUGUUGCCUGGAGCUUGUGUGUGCCAGGGUGAGCUCAGUCAUGGCCUUGCCGAGGUGUUGCACUAAAGAUUGAGAAGAGUUAGUUUGUGUAUAUAGUUUUAAAAGUACAAACAGAUUAUUUUGCCUAGAAACUUAGCCAUAUCUCACACACACACACACACACACACACACACACACACACACACACACACACACACACACACACACACACACACACACACACACACACACACACACACACACACACACACACACACACA
Molecule: messenger RNA, 5454 nt
Organism: Eriocheir sinensis (Chinese mitten crab)
Lineage: Eukaryota; Metazoa; Arthropoda; Malacostraca; Decapoda; Varunidae
Gene: Tmep
Product: transmembrane protein 184B-like
Exons: 11
Coding region: 208-1848 (546 amino acids)
Biological process (GO): transport
Molecular function (GO): transporter activity
Source: RefSeq, a predicted model, not a curated record